Pseudopipra pipra is the source of this 377-nucleotide messenger RNA. It is a transcript of the gene RPS29, whose product is annotated as ribosomal protein S29. Gene Ontology annotation, biological process: translation. The transcript is spliced from 3 exons. Gene Ontology annotation, cellular component: cytosolic small ribosomal subunit; ribosome. Gene Ontology annotation, molecular function: zinc ion binding; structural constituent of ribosome. The record is from RefSeq and is a predicted model, not a curated record. NCBI's taxonomy places the organism in Eukaryota, Metazoa, Chordata, Aves, Passeriformes, Pipridae. Bases 95 to 265 code for a protein of 56 amino acids.
GGCGGGAGCCCGCGCCGCGGUGCACGCCGGGAGCCGCCGUGAGGGCUUUAAAGGAGAGGACCCGCCGCCAUCUUCCUCUCGCCGCCGCGCAGCCAUGGGGCACCAGCAGCUCUACUGGAGCCACCCCAGGAAGUUCGGGCAGGGCUCCCGCUCCUGCCGCGUGUGCUCGAACCGCCACGGCCUCAUCCGCAAGUACGGGCUGAACAUGUGCCGGCAGUGCUUCCGCCAGUACGCCAAGGAUAUCGGGUUCAUCAAGCUCGACUGAGCGCCCGGAGGAUGAGGAGACAGCCAGGAGCUGCCGGGGCGUCCCUGGGCCUCCCUGGCACAUCCGCAGCGUCCCGGCUCAACCUCACUCAAUAAAUGCUCUCCCAACCCAA